AUGGCCCUAUGGAAAGAGGCGGAUCUUGAAAUCGCCGCUCGAGGCGAAGUCAUCCAAUACGAGAGUCCCCAGUAUGACUUGGAGAAUCUUUUCACCUACAAAGUUUGUGUUGAGCCUGCGUCGGGAUCAUCGUCCGCGUUCACUCCAGAACCAAACCAGAGCCUCGCCCCAGGCCAGCCGUCAUCGCAGGUCAACAAACAAGACACACAAGCGACGUCACCAGUUCCCAAGCUACAGAGCAGCUCACAAUACUCGCCUGGAAAGGUGUCCGUCUCUAGCAUUAGCCACCGUCUAGCGAACCGUCCACCGGACGAAGCACUUGUCAACAAGGCGGUGGUUGAUCUUCUACAGGGGAUCAGCAGGAAGCACCCACUUAUCAGGGAUAAGUACGACUGGUCAAUAAUUCAUCAGACGUUUUACGUAUUUCAGCAGCGGGAGGCAAAGGAGAAAAUCAUGACCAGCCGAACUGAUGGCUGUCUCCAAGUUGUGAAAGAGGGCGAGCUUCUAGAGGACUGCCGCACCCUUGCCAUCGUCGAAGCAUUGCAUAACUGA
Molecule: messenger RNA, 552 nt
Organism: Clonostachys byssicola
Lineage: Eukaryota; Fungi; Ascomycota; Sordariomycetes; Hypocreales; Bionectriaceae
Source: the annotation of a GenBank genome assembly